AUGUCUGCCAAAUACCAAGCCUGGCGAGUCUACCCCAAGGCGUCUACCCACGACGAAAAAUCCGUCGAAAUCCUAGACAAUCUCGCGCUAGAAGAAGUCGAAAAGCCCAUCCCAGGCCCUGGGCAAAUCCUCGUGCGUAUCCAUGCAGCAGCACUAAACUUCCGUGACCUGCUCAUUACAGCCUUCUCGCCCAAAUAUCCCGUCCCAAGCAUACCCGGAUUAUCUCCUUGCUCUGACGGAGCAGGCUCCAUAGAAGCUGUGGGUCCAAGCAAGAACAACAAUUGGAAAAUCGGCGAUGAAGUUAUAUUUCGAGUCACUAAUUCAUGGGAUGAUGGCGACGUAUCCAAUUUCAAGGGCAAUGGAUUAGGGAGUGGAGAUAUUCACGGGACUUUGAGUCAGUAUCUACUGCUCGAUGAAUCAUGGUUAGUCAGGAAGCCCGCCCAUCUUACAUGGGAGCAAGCUGCCAGCAUUGCUGGUGCUGGCGGAACCGCUAUUCAAGCUCUGUUUCAUAACGGCAUAUCCAACGGUCUGGACCUCUCUGGAAAGACAGUCUUGACACAGGGCACUGGUGGUUCGUCCAUGUUCUGCGCGCAGUUUGCUGUGGCAGCUGGGGCUCGAGUCAUUGGCACAACCAGUUCAGACACAAAAUCUGAACUACUCAAAAGUCUCGGUGUGCAUGAAGUAGUGAACUACAAAACUCACCCGUCAUGGGCCGACGAAGUUGUGAGACUUACAGAUGGCAAAGGCGUAGAUCUCGUCAUUGACGUCGGCGGAUCCGCGACUUUUGAGCAGAGCCUCAAAGCUGCUCGUUUUGGGGGAACGGUGGCUGCGGUAGGAUUCUUGACGGAGCCUCGGCCGUCUGAUCCUGGCUUGAUACAUGCGAUCAUAUUCGGUGCAAAGACGAUCCGAGGUCAAAUGGCUGCUAGCUUGGAGAUGUACCAUGAGCUGGUAGAAUUGAUGGAAAAGCAUAGGAUCGUGCCUGUCGUAGGGCAAGUGUUUGAGUGGACAGAAGCUAAGGAUGCAUUCGAGGCAUUGAUGAGACAGUCUGUUUCAGGCAAAAUUGUGAUAAAAGUAGUGUAG
Talaromyces amestolkiae is the source of this 1080-nucleotide messenger RNA. RefSeq lists its product as uncharacterized. The transcript is spliced from 2 exons. Gene Ontology annotation, molecular function: oxidoreductase activity. NCBI's taxonomy places the organism in Eukaryota, Fungi, Ascomycota, Eurotiomycetes, Eurotiales, Trichocomaceae. The record is from RefSeq and is a predicted model, not a curated record. The coding region runs from base 1 to 1080 and encodes 359 amino acids.